Messenger RNA from Phytophthora nicotianae INRA-310, 177 nucleotides. RefSeq lists its product as hypothetical. The record is from RefSeq and is a predicted model, not a curated record. The transcript has a single exon. The coding region runs from base 1 to 177 and encodes 58 amino acids. Lineage: Eukaryota; Oomycota; Peronosporomycetes; Peronosporales; Peronosporaceae.
AUGGGGUGGCUAAACUGCGACUUUAUCGUCACAUCUCUGCCAGCGCAGAACUUUCGAGGGUCCGACAAAGCCAGCCGCAUUUGCUGUUCUGCCUCACAGGAGUCACUGACACACCCGGCGGGGGAUCACGCCGAAACAUCGGCGUGCCACAUUGUGGUCACCGAUGACGUUCAAUAA